Molecule: messenger RNA, 234 nt
Organism: Coniophora puteana RWD-64-598 SS2
Lineage: Eukaryota; Fungi; Basidiomycota; Agaricomycetes; Boletales; Coniophoraceae
Exons: 1
Source: RefSeq, a predicted model, not a curated record
GGAGACACCGUCUCGUGGAGCACAAAGUGGCAGGAGGUUGUAUUGCUCUCGACGACUGAGAGCGAGUACAUUGCCACAAUGCACACAGCCAAGAAGACACUCCGGUUGUGUUCUCUCAUUCGAGAAGUCAUCGGACCACUCGAUGAGCCCACCAAACUCUUUUUAGACAAUCAGUCAGCCAUUACGCUCGCUCACAACCACCAAUAUCACUCACUCAUUCAAAACAUCGACAUU